AUCCCUGACGGCUCGCCGCCGGCGUGCCGCACGCCCGUCCGGUGUCUUCGCCCCGCCCCGCACCCGCAGUCUGGCGGCGGCGGGGCAGCCCGGGGCCCUUUCGGGGCGCAGCGCUGCUCUGUGGGGGCGUCCAGGAGGCCCCUGCAGAGGAGGCGCGGGAGCGCUCGCCGAGCGGGGCCUUGUUGCGCCCGCGCGCGCGCCGACCUCCUCUCUGUGCCCGAUCUGGGCGGGCCGCGCGGAUACGUCACCCUGUACCUCUACCUCAACGAUCGGGGGGAGGGCGGUGAGACCUGUUUCCCGCUGGCAGACGACCGGUGGCACCGGCAACUGCCGCACCAGCAGAUCUUCGACCUGUCGAUGGGACCAGAGUUCGUGUCGAACUACUCCAUGAGGAGGCCAGAAGGCCCAGACACCCAGCAUCUUUCUUGGAAUGGCCUCGGCGAGCGCGACGGCCUCGCCGCGCACAUGGCGAUGAUGCCGGAUGGCGCGGUGAAGUACGGGGCGAACCUCUGGCUGAACGCGCCGUGGUGGGGCGCGACUCCAGGCCGCCGCGAGCGGAGGCGGAGGCGGAGGAGGAGCUCGAGCCCCCGCGGGGGCGGCGACCUGUGA
Prorocentrum cordatum is the source of this 609-nucleotide messenger RNA. NCBI's taxonomy places the organism in Eukaryota, Dinophyceae, Prorocentrales, Prorocentraceae. The record is from the annotation of a GenBank genome assembly.